Messenger RNA from Plectropomus leopardus (leopard coralgrouper), 2760 nucleotides. Its product is annotated as signal-transducing adaptor protein 1-like. Gene Ontology annotation, biological process: cell surface receptor protein tyrosine kinase signaling pathway; positive regulation of B cell receptor signaling pathway. Gene Ontology annotation, molecular function: protein kinase binding; signaling adaptor activity. NCBI's taxonomy places the organism in Eukaryota, Metazoa, Chordata, Actinopteri, Perciformes, Serranidae. The record is from RefSeq and is a predicted model, not a curated record.
GAAGACUGAAGGAAAAGGGGGAGAGAAGCUUAUCAGUGCAAGUUUAUUGACCAAUAAUCAUCUCAGAUAUACUAAAGGCUCGUAAAUCCAUCACUGCCUUGAGAGUUUCAAGAGGAAGGAACAACGGACAAACAUUUCUUAGCACCCAGCCGAACUGUUUUUUUUUUACGAAAGUUACAGAGAGCCAAGGUGAACCAGACCAGGUCAGAAGAAACAGAAGGAUUCUGCUGGACGAUGUCUGUGCCAGCCAGAGUUGUCUACAAGAGGAGGGCGACCAUCACAGCUCUGCCUCUCUACUACUCUGGACACCUGCUGAAGAAACUCCGCAAAGAGAAGGAUUUCAAAAAGUACUAUGGAGAGCUACGAGGAGCCACACUCUUCCUGUAUAAAGAUGACACACAGGAUACAUACACAGAGAAGCUGGAUCUGGAGCAGCUGAAGUCCAUGGAGUUAGACUCUCCAUAUCAGAGGAAGGCACCAAUUAUCUUCACUCUCAAACUGCAUACAGAUGAGGUGCAGCUAAAGAUGGAAAACGCUGACACAGGAGAGGAGUGGAGGGGUUACAUCCUGACUGUGGUCAAAAAAAAGAUUCCUGGUAAACUACAGCUGCUGCCUGGCCAGAUGUUGCUGCUGCAGGAUGUUCUGAACCAGGAAAGGAGGAGAAAUCCCCCCGCACCCCAUCCUCCCCCCCCCCCCCGACCACCUUUCCUCCUCUCAGCCUCGCCCUCCCCUCCACAGCCCAAAGACGAGCCUGACAGCACCCCUCAGCUUCCUGCGUGUUUUUUCAACGUGAGUCGGCAGGAGGCCGAGCGCAUGUUAGAGGCAAACCCUGAGUUUGGAAGCAUCAUCUUCCGCCCGUCAACUCUGGCCAACAACUACGCCCUGACCCUCAGACAACUGAUGCCCAGUGGGCCUGUGAUGAAGAACUACAGGGUGACCUCCACAAACUCUGGGUUUGUCAUUGAACUGGACACACCAGUGUCUGUGUCCUCCUUGAACGACGUGCUUAAAUACUUCCUUGAGAGGACAGAGUACCGUCUUCAUCCUUACAUGGCGUCUCAGCCCUACGACACCCGCAUUGAUGUGUCACCUGCUCCCAAGUCUGUCAACAUCACCUCACCGACACCUAAAACAAUACCCAAGGCACAAGUGGCACCUAUGCCACGUUCAGAGAGCAAAGCAGAGCACCUGCCGCCUUCAGAGGACCCAGUGGAGGGUGAAUAUGUGAUUCCUGAUGAUCAGUGUCACAACCUAAAACUGGUUCAGUUGAACGGAGAGCUUCGAGAAGUCAUUAAGAUACGAAGGGAAAACUUUUAUACAGCUGACAAGAAGGAAGACAUCACAUACGAGAAUCAAACCAGUGAAAAACAGCACUCGGGCACAGCACAGUGGACUACAAAUACUUAAGGACUUGAAGCACGUACGAUCGUUGGACCUCAAAAGUAUUUUCUUUUAAUGUUUGACUUGAGUUGAGAGAUUACAUGCUCUCCUGUGGGUUUUAAAAAGUUCUUUAGGGUUGUGAAAGUCUGUCAGAAAUGCAUUAGGAAUGUGUGGGGGUAAAUUUAAAUGAAAAAAGUUCACAACUUUUCAAUGCAGGGUUUACAGUCUCAAACUCCCCGGAGGCCACUGGCCAUGUGGUUCUGUCUUGUGUUGGUCUCUUUAGUGUAUUAGUAUGUUAACGCUUCUUAGUUAGCACUUAACACAAAGUACAGCAGAGGCUGAUUGGAAGGUAGUUUUGCUAAUAUAAAAUGCUGCGGGGAUAUGGAAUGGACAGUAAAUUUUUUCUCCGAUACUAGAGGUCAAACAAAAGCCAGAGACUCUAUCGUAUGAAGUUGCUGUGACAAGUAAAUUCACCGCCUCUAAGCAGAAGGCUUAACUCGCAGCCUGAUGGAACAAAGCUUCACCUCCUCUGAGCAGCUGCCUCCAUCUCAGUGAGACCAAGCGGCAACCUCUGAGGCAAAAAAAUGAUAUGAAACAGAUAUGAAACCAUUUUUGACAUCACUACAUGUCAAACAAAAGCCAAAGACUGUAUCAUAUUAAGUUGUUGUGAGCUGUAAAUUCACCACCUCUAAGCCAUCGUUAUCUCUGAACCUGUCCAGGAAAAGUUUAUCUUCCUCUGAGCAGCUGCCUCAAUCUCAGACUCACUUUGGGUCUGGGUCAGGAGCUCCCUGUAACAGAGAGCAGCCUGCACAGGGAGCGCUUACUCUGCUGCUAAAUGUAAGGACCGAAACAUCACCAAAAGCACACUGACUGACAAAACAGAAAGUAAAAAUUCAAAAGUUCGACUUUGUGGUGUCUCAGACCGAUGAUUUGAGUCUUUGAUUUUCAAAGAGCAGCCCCACAUUUCGAAUAAACAGGAUUUUCACUUUGCAACAAUAUAACACUAACAGAAGAUUAUUAAGGUAUAAUAUUAUCUUCUUGAUAAAGAUUUACAAAUCACUGUAAAAGGUUUAUCAUGUAGUACAGUCAGUAUCUUUUGGGUCUAAAUGACAAGCGAUAACAGCUAAUGAGCUCUUACAUGUACAUAAAUACAUUUUUAUAACUAGGAUUUGAAUAAAUUAAAUUAGAUGUUUUCGUCUCAGCCUGGAAACUUUGUCAUACUUUGUUUUUGCUCAGUGAUUGUAGUAUAAAAGUGUACAUUUUAACAUAAGGUGAAAUUGUAAGAGCCAAUAAUUCAACAAAUCAGAAUGAUUGUUUUUGAUAGUAAAGAAUGAUCGAACUGUAAAACUACAUACAUGUGAAUCUUUGUGUCCUUUUGUU